CUCUGGUGUCCGUGGGUCUGAACUGUAACCAAGGAGGCUGGCACUUCAUCAGACUAGCAGUCUUUAUCCCAAAUAUUCACACUGAAUUUUCCUCUUAUUUUUGUUGCAUUUGGUUUUCUAACUUUUUAUGUUUUUAGGUAAAUAUGGUGAAAACUAAUUUGCACCAUACCGAAGAACCUCAAAACAGCUGGAAUUAGACUGUUCACAUUGUAAGGAGCUUAUCACUUGUUCUUUGGCAAAGUGUCAUUUACCUUCUGAAAGCGGUGCAUCUCUCCAUGCUGAAGGAGAAAGUCCCCAUUAGCCUGAUGUCGUCAGUUGUAGCCCCAGAAAAAAGCCCAUCUAAUGCAAUGGGUCCCAAAGAGGUGGAGCUGGUCCUUGUGAAGGAGCAGAAUGGGGUCCAGUUCACCUCCACCACCCUUGUGGCUCCAUCCUCAACUCAGACCAGCCCCAGUGGUGAGGCUGAAAGAGAGACCUGGGGGAAGAAAAUUGACUUCCUGCUGUCCGUGAUCGGAUUUGCGGUGGACCUCGCCAAUGUCUGGAGGUUCCCUCACCUGUGCUACAAAAAUGGAGGAGGUGCAUUCUUGGUGCCGUACCUGUUCUUCAUGGUGAUAGCAGGCAUGCCUCUCUUUUACAUGGAGCUGGCUUUGGGACAGUACAACAGAGAAGGGGCAGCAGGGGUCUGGAAAAUAUGUCCCAUAUUCAAAGGUGUCGGAUUUACAGUGAUCCUCAUUUCUCUCUAUGUUGGCUUCUACUACAACGUCAUCAUCUCCUGGGCUCUCUUCUACCUCUUCUCCUCAUUCACUGGCGAGCUCCCGUGGGUGCAUUGUAACAACACAUGGAACAGUCCAAACUGCUCUGACUGGACUGACAACAGCACCAUCAGUGACAUUUACAAGGCCACUCCGGCUCAAGAGUACUUUGAGCGAGGGGUGCUCCACAUUCAAGACAGCAAUGGUAUUGACAACCUAGGUCGUCCACGCUGGCAGCUAACUUCCUGUCUGGCUGUGGUCAUUGUUCUGCUUUACUUCAGUCUGUGGAAGGGAGUCAAGACUUCUGGCAAGGUUGUGUGGAUCACAGCCACUAUGCCCUAUGUGGUCUUGACUGUGCUGCUGCUCCGAGGAGUCACCCUGCCGGGAGCCAUAGAUGGCAUUAAGGCCUACCUGUCUGUAGACUUCCUGAAACUCUGUGAUGCCAAGGUUUGGAUCGAUGCCGCCACGCAGAUCUGUUUCUCGCUAGGAGUUGGGUUUGGUGUGCUAAUCGCCUUUUCCAGCUACAACAAAUUCAGCAACAACUGUUACAGGGAUGCCAUCAUCACCACCUCCAUCAACUCUUUAACCAGCUUCUUCUCUGGCUUCGUGGUCUUCUCCUUCCUUGGCUAUAUGUCCUACAAGCACAACGUCCCCCUGGACAAGGUUGUAAGGGAUGGGGCUGGCUUGGUCUUUGUUAUUUACCCAGAAGCCAUUGCAACACUGCCUGGGUCAUCGGUGUGGGCAGUAAUCUUCUUCAUCAUGCUGCUGACACUGGGCAUUGACAGUGCUAUGGGUGGGAUGGAGUCUGUCAUCACGGGGCUGAUUGAUGAGUUCAAAUUCCUUCACAAGCACAGAGAACUGUUUACCCUCUUCAUUGUGGUCGUCACCUUCCUCAUCUCACUCUUUUGUGUUACAAAUGGCGGGAUGUACGUGUUUACUCUGUUGGACCACUUUGCAGCUGGGACAUCGAUUCUCUUUGGAGUGCUUAUUGAAGCCAUCGGGAUUGCGUGGUUUUACGGAGUGGACCGUUUCAGUGACGACAUCGAGGAGAUGAUUGGUCAAAGGCCAGGGAGGUACUGGAGGUUGUGCUGGAAGUUUGUAAGCCCCUGCUUCCUCCUGUUUAUGGUGGUAGUCAGCUUUGCGACAUUCAACCCUCCCAGCUAUGGCUCCUACACCUUCCCUCCCUGGGCCAACGUGCUGGGAUGGGGUCUGGCCAUUUCAUCGAUGUCCAUGGUGCCACUUUACGCCUUCUAUAAACUUUGUACUCUGCCCGGAAAGUUUUGUGAUAGACUGGCUUAUGCCAUCACCCCAGAGACAGAACACCAUUUGGUUGACAAUGGGGAGGUCCGUCAGUUCACACUUCAUCACUGGCUGGUUGUCUGAAUGCUGAACUAAGUAAAACAGGAAGUGGACAUCUGUAUGAAGGGUAGGAGUGUGUUUGAAUGCUUGCACAGCAAAGGUCUGAAGAAGUACAAAGAAGCUGUGAGAAAGUUGUGAGAAAAUGUAGUGUGAUUUUAAUUUCUACGGUGUGAAGCUGUGAGUAAACCCACUUUGGUUUGACAGCAGCGAACUGGCAAAUGGUACUGUGGUAUUUCAACCUGCAACUUCUCUAAAUACAAAAGUUCUCUUCAAGAAGACACGGUGUAACUUACUAGUAUGUUGGUCAUCUUGAUUUUGCACUUGUAAUAAUUUAAUUUAUGUUAUCUAAUUACUAAAACCCAUUAAAGGGGGAACAGCUGACAAUGCAUUGACACACUAGAUUACAUUUGACAUGACAGGAUGUAUGGUACCAUGUACAAUAAAAGCGUAUAUUUGUAUAUGCAUAAAAAGCUUUUAUUGGGGGAAAAACAUUGAUUUGUGAUGAGAAUGAUUUGUUUUGAUUAAUGAUUUAAGUUAAGGAAGGAUGUUUUGAAGUCUUUUUUUUUUUUGAAGUCUAAAAUGUAUUUGCACCGUGUUGUAUGGAGUCAGAUCUUGUCAAAUGUUCAGCAAUCAGUCUUGUAAUGACAUACUUUUAACAAUGCCAAUAUGUAUUCCGUUAAUGUAAAUAUCUUCUUUAAAUGACUGUUAAGACACAUGCAUUUCCUGCAAAUGCCACAACGUCAAAAAUUUACCUUUGUUUACAUGUGAAGUAUUUACAGGAAAGCUAUUAUAUAAGUUAUAUAGAUAAGCUAAACAGUGAUAUUUGGUCAAGUUUUACUCUAAAAGAGCUGGUUUGAUUAAUGACAAAAAAAACCAUAGUCAUCAAUAUGAAAGUGUCGAGGGAGGACUACAUUAAAAGAAAAAGAAAAACAAACUAUAAAGCUGAAAUUACUAGAAUAAAGUAACACUAUUAUUAAAAUAUAGUAAUUUUCUGAAAGAGUACUGUAGUCCAAAUAUUAACAGAAUAAUUCAUAACUGAAGAAUUUUCUCACAAGUUUUAAAUGAAGGUCUGCUGAAAUAUACAUUCAUAUAUAGAGUAUACAGUAUGUUUAAUGUAGCAUAUGAACAGUUCAAGGUACAAAUAUAUAUCCUAUACAAAAGCCAUAACUGACUUUUUCAUUCAUAUAAAAUAAUUGACAGUGGCAUUAAAUAUUUAAUCUGCAUUGAUUUUUCAGUCACCAUAACAAGUGAUUAAUAACAACUGACUGUUGUUGGGUUACACAACCAAAGACUCUGUAAUGAAUUGAUUUAUUUCUCCUUAUACAAGCCAAUUUUCACUGAAAUUUAACUUAAACUGCAAAAUUGUCCUUUGUAUUGUUUUUGUUGCAUAUACUGACUCAACACAUGUUAAAUCUGGUUCAAUUAAAAAAAAAAAAAAAGCAUAUAGCUUUACUUGUAUACUUACCAAGUAUCACUCAAACUGUUUUAAAGCUGCUCUUUGCUAUUCGCAAAGAUAUAUAGUGUGUAUGUAAAUUAUAAAGUAAAUUAAAACAUAUAAAUGUGUGUGAGUUUGUGUAUUGUAGAGGUUGUAUUGUAUGUUAUGCAAGUUAACAAAUCAAACAAAAUUACAGUGUACAGUAACUACUAUGUGAAGUUGAUACUUAUUAGCCUUAAGGAUGUUCAUGGCAUUCCAUUACAUGAAUAUAAUCCACAUAAACUUUUGUCCGAUCCCAUAUCAUAAAAGCCCUUUUCAGAUGAGUCGAUCAUGACAUGUGCUUCAACAUUGUGGUGCGUUCAUCAUUUUAAAGGGUUUGAAUAGUCCCAAACUGUACGCCUGUGCCUCUGUAUUGUGCCUUGUGAUGUUUCUGACUGUAUGACUUUCACAAUA
Messenger RNA from Nerophis lumbriciformis (worm pipefish), 3996 nucleotides. RefSeq names its product solute carrier family 6 member 3 (gene slc6a3). Lineage: Eukaryota; Metazoa; Chordata; Actinopteri; Syngnathiformes; Syngnathidae. The record is from RefSeq and is a predicted model, not a curated record. Gene Ontology annotation, biological process: nitrogen compound transport; amino acid transport; sodium ion transmembrane transport. Gene Ontology annotation, cellular component: plasma membrane.